AUGUCAUCCCCCCCAAUAAUUGAACAACAAGAGAAAUGUUUAGAUUUAUUAAAAGAAUUUAAAAAAGGAAUAGAUCAACAAGUUAACAAUUUUUUAAACAAUAAUAACAAUUAUGACAAUGAUAAACAGAAUUUAUUCGAAUUACUAUUUAAACUAAGAGAUACACAAGGGAAUUUAGAAUUAAUGGUCGACGAUGUAUAUUUAAAGCCAAUUAGGGAAAUUAAAGAUAAUGUUAGCAAAUAUGAUAUUCAAAUCGAGGAUAUAUUAUAUGAAAAGUCAAUGUUGGAAUCUGAAAUAAAUGACCUUCAAAAUUUAAAUUUCGAUUUAAACGAUCCCAAGUUAGGAAUUUCCUCGCUUUCAAAUUUUUUAAAAGAUAAAACUCCACAACAAAUUGAACAAUUUAAUAGCAAACCAAUAGAAAUUCAAAAUGUAGAAAGAUUAGAAUGGGAAAUAUAUCAACGAAAAUUAAAAUCAAAUAAAUUAGAAAAGUUAGAAAAACUAAAAAUAAAACUAAAUCAAGAGAAUCAAAGAGUUUUAGGGGAUUUAGAGUUUUUUGAAAAUAAAUUAAAAUCAGGUUUGGAUAUAAAGAAAUCUAUAGAACCCUUUCAAAAAUUUAUUACAGAAUUACCAACAAAGAAUCCAAUAGAUCAUAGAAAUACACCAAUACUUGUCGAUGCCCCACAACCAAUUUAUAUUUUAUAUCACGAGCUAGCCUACUUUAAAGAAUUCUUUUUAUAUGAUAGUUUUGAUAUUGAAUUAUUAAUAAUGGAUAAAGAAAAACAAGACUCUAUAAAUUCAAAUUUAGUUCAUCGUUCCUUAAUAUUACCAAGUAAAAUAUAUAUUUCGUUGGAUAUAAAAAAAAAUUCAAAUAAUUUCAAAAUAGAGUUUUAUUAUUAUCCAAAUUUAAAAAUUGUAACAGUAUUACCAUUAUUAAAUGAUAGCUUUGAAAAUGGCCAGAAACUAUUAGAAAAUUUAGAUAAAACAGACACUGGUUUAAUAACUCCAAAUCUUUCAAAUAACUUUAUAUCUAAAAAUUAUGGAAAAGAUUCAUUUAAUUUGGACGAUUUAAAACUAUACGGAAGACCUUACAAAUGGGCACAAUUUAUUACAGGCUUAUCAUUUUUACCAGAAAUAACACAAGAAAAUAUGAAAGAUAAAAACUUUCAUAUCCACGAUUUCAAACCUAAAACAUCACAUAAAAUUUUAUUUGACAUAAUAAAUUCACUAUAA
Molecule: messenger RNA, 1230 nt
Organism: Dictyostelium purpureum
Lineage: Eukaryota; Evosea; Eumycetozoa; Dictyosteliales; Dictyosteliaceae
Exons: 4
Coding region: 1-1230 (409 amino acids)
Biological process (GO): mRNA export from nucleus; positive regulation of DNA-templated transcription, elongation
Cellular component (GO): THO complex part of transcription export complex
Molecular function (GO): mRNA binding
Source: RefSeq, a predicted model, not a curated record